AUGGAUAUAUUUAGGCAUACUUUUGGAAAUAAUGAUGAUUCCUUUAUUCGAAUCCCAGGUGCUUUUAGAGAAGAACCACCUGCUGAUUUGAAUGGAAGGACAGAAGAUCAAAACAGCAAUACAAAUGAACCCACACAGAGCCGGGAUGGACGCUUAAAAUCAAUACUCCAUUUUUUAUUUCAAGCUCCCCUAAUAGUUCUUUAUUAUUUAUUGAAUUUCAUUGUCCGAAGUUCACGUCUUUUAAAACCUCUAUUAAGACUUCACGGAUUCUACCAGAGGAAGCACAACCGUUUACUAGACCACAGUUCCCAAUUACACCGUCUUUUAGAAAAUCUAGAAAACGAAGCUCAAGCUGUAACGUGUUCUGAAGGUAACGGGAAUAAUGAUGAUGGCAGCAAUACUGACAGUACGAGCAACAAUGAGAGCAGUGGGGUCCAGUUUAGUUUUGGUUCUUUAUACAACCCUGAAAAUGGAACAUUUUCCAAAAGCAUUAUGCAAAAUAGUUACACUGAAUUAUUGGAUGCUUGUAGCGAACAAGUGAAAUUUGGAGUCAUUUAUUUACAUGACCCAUUGUUGGAUAAUCAUAUGGAUUACGUUAAUAAAAUAUUGUGCUCAGAAGCCUUUGUUAACAUGAUAAGGAAGUACCAGGUAUUACUAUGGUAUGGUGACGUUACUACAUCCGAGGGGUUGCAAGUUUCCAAUGCAUUAAAAAUUAGGCAAUAUCCCCUACUUGGAAUAAUUUCUUUAAAGGCUGAGAAAAAAAUAGAGUUAAUAGCAAGAGUUGAAGGUUCUAUUUCUAACUACAAAGCCCAAGAUUUGGAGGCCAUAUUCUCCAAGAAUUAUUCUCGAUUAAUUCAAUUGCGUCAGCAAAGACAAAAUAUUGAAAUGCAGAGAUUAAUAAGACAACAACAGGAUUCAAGAUACCAGGAUUCCUUAAGACGUGAUCAACAAAGAGAAUCAGAAAGAUUGGAACAGACCCAAAGAGAACAAAUGGAAAGAGAGCACCAAAGAAUAGAAAACCAAUGGCUAUUGUGGAGAAAAAGCCAACUAAAACCCGAACCCUCUUCUGAUAAAGAUGCAAGCAAAGUUGCGAUCAGACUAGAAAAUGGGCAGAGAUUAGUGAGAAAGUUUGACGCAUCUCUACCAACGGAGGAGAUAUAUGCCUUCGUAGAAUUACAGUUGCAUGACAUGUUGAACUCAGAAAACGAUACUUUACCCGUAUACCAACCUGCUAAUUAUCAGCACCAGUAUAGCUUCAAAUUGAUCACGCCGGUACCAAGAAGAGAGCUUGAUUUAUCUACCAAAAUAUCUGACGUUAGCGGCAUAUAUCCAUCAGGAAAUAUUGUAAUGGAACGCCUGGACGAAUGA
Messenger RNA from Saccharomyces cerevisiae S288C, 1368 nucleotides. It is a transcript of the gene UBX3, whose product is annotated as clathrin-mediated endocytosis regulator UBX3. Gene Ontology annotation, biological process: protein catabolic process. NCBI's taxonomy places the organism in Eukaryota, Fungi, Ascomycota, Saccharomycetes, Saccharomycetales, Saccharomycetaceae. The coding region runs from base 1 to 1368 and encodes 455 amino acids. Gene Ontology annotation, cellular component: cytoplasm. The record is from RefSeq and is marked reviewed. The transcript has a single exon.